This is a messenger RNA of Fragaria vesca subsp. vesca, 2639 nucleotides long. RefSeq lists its product as uncharacterized. Bases 218 to 2449 code for a protein of 743 amino acids. The transcript has a single exon. NCBI's taxonomy places the organism in Eukaryota, Viridiplantae, Streptophyta, Magnoliopsida, Rosales, Rosaceae. The record is from RefSeq and is a predicted model, not a curated record.
AUUCUCCACCAACCCCAGCCAUCUUACUUGCACUGGCCAUGUAACCUCAGAUCCUCACUCUCACUCCGUUACAUCUUGAUACAGACAAACCACCUCCUUCUCUCUCUCUCUCUCUCUCUCAAACAAAUCUUGAUCAAAAUCCAACGCACCCAUCUCACUCUGUUGUGUCAAUGGCCGCAACAGCUCAGUACCACAAAUAAUUUACUUCAAAAAAAUAAUGAUGGUGGAGUCGACAGAGAGACCCCAUCGCAGCAAGACUAGCAGCAGCGGAGCCACGAGCGAGCUCUUCAUUUGCUUCAGCACUUCUCGCCUCUCUUCUUCUUCCUCUAUGAAGCUCUCCUCCAAGUCCUUACUCAGCCCCGGUCGAACUCGAGACCAGACUCCCCAAAUCUCGCUCUCUUCCUCUCUCAGCCGCCGCCUCAGAACCAGCGGGAGCAUCAAAGGCGGCGCCUCCCCGAUGUUCCCAAGCGGCGGUGGGAGUAAGAAGCGAGGCGGGUAUGAAAACCCGGAGCCUUCUUCUCCCAAGGUGACGUGUAUUGGGCAGGUGAGGGUGAAGACGAAGAAGCAGGGGAAGAAGAUGAGGAUGAUAAGCAGCAGAUCGAAGCGGAGCAGGAGCGGCGGAGGCGGCGUAGGUGGAGCCGAGGCGAGUUUCCGAAAAGCGGAGCAGAGUGUUAACCAGCAUGAAACAUUUCAAGCGCUUCAUUUUCCGACGCAUCCAAUGAGUAGUAGUAGCCAGAGGGAGUGCUUGCGGCAGAGGAACAACAACAACCAGAGGUGGGUGCAUCUUCCUUUGACUAUAUGCGAAGCGCUGAGGGCUUUCGGGUCGGAGUUUAACUGCCUGAUACCGAAUAAGUCGUCGUGUUUGAGCGGCGGCGAGGCGAAGAAGGAGGAGGAGAGCAAGGGAGGAGCGAGAUCGGAGAGCGGGUGCGGGGCGGUGUUUGCGAGGUGGUUUGUGGCGUUGGGGGAUGGGGAGGACGGGAAUAAGAGGAGGGAGAUAGAGUUGGUGGUGGGGGAAGAGGAGGAAGAAGAGAGAACGGAGAUGAGUAGUGGGAGUCAUAGUUUGAGGAGGCAAGUUUUCGAGGGGAUUGAGUUUAAAGAAGAGAUAUUGAGUGAGGCUUUGAUGAGGGAAGAAGAGGAAGGUAGAGUGAGUAUCUGUGUUCCGCCAAAGAAUGCGCUUUUGCUCAUGAGGUGUAGAUCUGAUCCGGUGAAGAUGGCGGCGCUUGGGAAUCGGUUUUGGGAAAUGCCGGCUGCACCGAAAGAAGAGGAAGAAAGUGAAGAUGAAGAGCAGGAUGAAGGUCUUGAAGAAAAAAGGAAACGACUUGAAGAAAAGGAAAAGAUGCAAAUUGGGUUACCAACAGAGAUAAAGCUUGUUGAAGACGAAGGAAUGUGCGAGAAAUGGGUCUGCGAGGGCGAAGAUGUAGAAGAACCAGAAGAAAAAGAAGAGGAAUUGAAUGCGGUUGUAGAUGAUGAGAAACCAGAGAAAAGUGAGAUUGUUUAUGAGCAAUUAGAGGUAGCAGAAGAAAAGGAAUGUCAAGAACAAGAUUCGGAUCGAGAAGAGGAUAAGAAUGAAGCAGCAAUGGUAGAAGAAGCUGGGCAAGAUUGUUCUCUAGCUGAACUUUUCGCAGAUCCAGAAAUGUCUGAAGUUGAAGAAAUUGAGUUACAAUUGGAAGAAGCAAAUCAAGAAAUGAAAGAGGAGGAAAUGAGAGUAGUACAGCUUCCAAUAUCAGAAGUAGUACUGGAAAAACUGGUAGAAGAAGAAGAAGCAGAGUCUUGGGCUGAAACUGAAACUGAAACAGAGGUGACAGAGGAGUCAACAGAGUCAACGGCGGAGGAAGGGAAGGAGUCCAGAGAGAGUACUUGGGAAGACGAAGCAGAAGAGACACAAGUGACAGUGACCCAAGCUAGACCCGAACCUGAAUUCGAGCGCCCGAAGGCCCAAACGGAUCUGCAGCCGAAACGGUCAAGUCAAAACCCGGUCUUACCGGACUGUCUGUUGCUAAUGAUGUGCGAGCCGAAGCUGUCCAUGGAGGUCUCCAAGGAGACUUGGGUCUGCAGCACGGACUUCAUCCGAUGCCUCCCGGAGCGCCACGUCAGCAGCAACAAAAAGGACGGCAAGGAUGAGGCGAAGAAGCCACCGCGGGUCAGCGUAGACUCAAAAGCCGCGAAACCCGCGGCCGCGGCGGCUCAGCAAGUGAUGAUACAGCCGCCGAGGUCGUCUUGUUCUUUUCCGAUACAGGCGGGCGGUCCGGUGUCGAUGGCCGAGAUAAUAGGGCAGAAGCUGGUGGGGUCUACUGGGUAUGAGCCGUUUGUGCUCACGCGCUGCAAGUCGGAGCCGAUGAGGUCGGCGUCUAAGCUGGCGCCGGAGGCUUGCUUUUGGAAGAACAGGAAGCUGGAACCGCAUCGCCACCCGGGUCCGCUCGGAGUCGGGGCGACCGGAGUCGGGUUUUAAUCCUAGGUAAUUUAAUUGGGACUCUGAAAAGUGAAAUUGUAGGCAUGUUGUCGUAUGGGUCAUGAUUGUAGGUUUUUUACUUUUCACAGAGGGGUAAUCAUUGCUCUCUCUAUCUCGUUUGUACAUUUCAUGUAGUAAUUUUCUAGGAAUUCGUUUCUUUUUCACCCUUCUCAUAAAUCGAUGAUCCAUG